UCUAUACAUACAUACCUACUAUGAGCCUGGAGCAGGAGCAUGAUUGCCUGGUUGGGAAGGAGUGGCCUACCGCGGCGCACUGGCAGGCUCCAGGCUCCGCUCAGUGCCUGUAGGUACAGUACAAGACAACAGUACAGUGCACUAAAGCACUACUACUACUACUACUACUACUACUACUACUACUACUACUACUACUACUACUACUACUACUACCAACACCACUGUCCAUACUUGAGGUAUCCUCUGGCAUCCUCUGGCAGCCAGCUUGAUCCUAUCUACCUUCCAGGCCCUCAUCACUCAUUCUUCGUUCAUUCUAGCUUCCCAGUUAAUUCACGUCCUUCCUCCCUCGAUCCUUCCUUCGUCACCGAGCAGGGGUCUCGAACCAUCUUUUAUUCCCUCUCCUACAAGAUUCUUCCUACCUUCACGAGUAAUGACCUCAUCUCGACUCAUUUUAACGCCCGCGGAUUCCCCUUUACACUCACUCUUCUACUAUCGACCGACUACAGCUCAUUAGAUCGCCGGGACGUCAAGGGCCGAUAUCAAACCUGCGUGAACUGAAUAAGGGAUUCAGCCAAUACCCAGUCCUUCCCUCCCCUGACUCGUCCGUAGAUCUCCUGUCAUCUAAACUGCAAACUGCAAACUAAACCAUUGAGAUAUUCGUUUCAUUUUUUUAUCGCU
This is a messenger RNA of Aspergillus fijiensis CBS 313.89, 678 nucleotides long. RefSeq lists its product as uncharacterized. The transcript has a single exon. The record is from RefSeq and is a predicted model, not a curated record. The coding region runs from base 40 to 558 and encodes 172 amino acids. NCBI's taxonomy places the organism in Eukaryota, Fungi, Ascomycota, Eurotiomycetes, Eurotiales, Aspergillaceae.